AUGGUGAUGAAGUUGGGAGCACAAAGUCCAGUGGUGAUUUUCAGUAGAAGCACUUGUUGCAUUUCUCAUACCAUCGAAACCCUAAUUCGCAAUUUUGGAGCAAACCCUAUUGUUUAUGAGCUUGAUAGACUUCAAAAUGGGAAGGAAUUAGAGAGGGCAUUGGUUGAAUUAGGGUGUCAACAAAUUGUGCCUGUUGUGUUCAUUGGAAAUGAGUUAGUUGGAGGUUCUAAUGAAAUUAUGAGUCUCAAUAUUAGAGGCAAGCUCAAGCAAUUGCUCAUAAAGGCUAAUGCAAUUUGGGUAUAA
Messenger RNA from Solanum pennellii, 303 nucleotides. Its product is annotated as monothiol glutaredoxin-S2-like. Bases 1 to 303 code for a protein of 100 amino acids. The transcript has a single exon. Lineage: Eukaryota; Viridiplantae; Streptophyta; Magnoliopsida; Solanales; Solanaceae. The record is from RefSeq and is a predicted model, not a curated record.